Dromaius novaehollandiae (emu) is the source of this 1724-nucleotide messenger RNA. It is a transcript of the gene COPS3, whose product is annotated as COP9 signalosome subunit 3. The record is from RefSeq and is a predicted model, not a curated record. Gene Ontology annotation, biological process: ubiquitin-dependent protein catabolic process. Gene Ontology annotation, cellular component: COP9 signalosome. The transcript is spliced from 12 exons. Bases 172 to 1443 code for a protein of 423 amino acids. Lineage: Eukaryota; Metazoa; Chordata; Aves; Casuariiformes; Dromaiidae.
CUCGCGGCUCCCGCAGCGGCGGCUGAUUGGCUGGCGGCGGCAGCGCCCGUGCCGGAGGCCCCUUCCCGCUUCCCCCGCCGCUCCCGGGCCGGGCCGCCCCCUCCUCCCCUCCCCCGUCCGCCCCGCCCCACCCCGCCCGCAGCGCGCGCGGCCGCGCCGCCAGCCGCCAAGAUGGCGUCGGCCCUGGAGCAGUUCGUCAACAGCGUCCGGCAGCUCUCGGCCCAAGGGCAAAUGACCCAGCUUUGUGAGUUGAUCAAUAAAAGUGGAGAACUGCUAGCAAAAAAUCUCUCCCAUCUGGAUACAGUGCUUGGUGCCCUGGAUGUGCAGGAACACUCAUUAGGCGUUCUUGCUGUCUUGUUUGUGAAGUUUUCUAUGCCCAGCAUCCCUGACUUCGAAACAUUAUUCUCACAGGUGCAGCUUUUUAUCAGCACUUGUAAUGGGGAGCACAUUAGAUACGCAACAGACACUUUUGCUGGCCUAUGCCACCAGUUAACAAAUGCCCUUGUGGAAAGAAAACAGCCCCUGCGAGGAAUUAGCAUUCUCAGACAAGCCAUAGACAAGAUGCAGAUGAACACAAACCAGCUGACCUCAAUACAUGCAGAUCUCUGCCAGCUCUGUUUGUUAGCAAAAUGCUUUAAACCUGCCCUCCCGUAUCUAGAUGUGGACAUGAUGGAUAUUUGUAAAGAGAAUGGGGCAUAUGAUGCGAAGCACUUUUUAUGUUACUACUAUUAUGGUGGGAUGAUAUACACUGGGCUAAAGAACUUUGAAAGAGCACUCUACUUUUAUGAACAGGCAAUAACUACUCCAGCCAUGGCAGUCAGUCAUAUUAUGUUGGAGUCGUAUAAAAAGUAUAUUCUAGUUUCUUUGAUACUACUUGGCAAAGUUCAACAGCUACCAAAAUACACUUCCCAGAUAGUUGGUAGAUUCAUUAAGCCCCUUAGCAAUGCUUACCAUGAAUUAGCACAAGUUUAUUCAACCAAUAAACCCUCAGAGCUUCGAAAUCUGGUGAACAAACACAGUGAAACAUUCACAAGGGAUAACAAUAUGGGGCUGGUUAAGCAAUGCUUGUCAUCUCUUUACAAAAAGAAUAUUCAGAGGCUAACCAAGACAUUUCUUACAUUAUCAUUACAAGAUAUGGCAAGUCGAGUGCAGUUGUCAGGACCCCAAGAAGCAGAGAAAUACGUCCUCCACAUGAUAGAAGAUGGUGAAAUCUUUGCAAGUAUUAAUCAGAAAGAUGGUAUGGUCUGUUUCCACGAUAAUCCUGAAAAAUAUAACAAUCCAGCUAUGCUUCAUAACAUUGAUCAGGAGAUGCUGAAAUGUAUAGAGCUUGAUGAACGACUGAAAGCCAUGGAUCAAGAGAUCACUGUGAACCCUCAGUUUGUGCAGAAGAGUAUGGGCUCUCAAGAAGAUGACUCAGGGACCAAACCAUCCAGUUAUUCCUGAAAUUAAUGUUGCUCAUCACUCCGCUUUCAAGUAAAAGCUUAAGAGAAUCACGCCUGGAAUAGGGCAUUGAGGAGUUCCAUGAAGAGAGCAGAGAGAACUGAGCUUUGCUUUACACCUGGACAUUAAGAAAAUAAAAGAACACCCUCUCAGUACUGUAUAAUUUCAGAAAUAUUCUCUGCAAAGAAAAAGGAAAUCUCAAAAGAAACUUAAGUCUGUUGUGGAUUUAUUUAUCUUCAGAUUAACAUCGUUAAUGCAUUAAAUAAUCUACCUUUUGUUUUAAA